AAAUACUGACGAAGUUACAAUUUCAGAACUCGCAAAUAGAUAAAUAUUCUCAGUCCGUUUUGAAGAAUUGUAUUUGGAUUGAUAAAUUGCACCGCUCAUAUGCCCGUGUCAACUACCAGUUGACAUGGACUUUGUACUACAAAUGUCCAUGUCAAGUACCAGUUGACACGGGCAGUUGGCACGCCCGGCCUCUAUUUUAUUGAAAUUUGCCUGUCUCUGUUUGUCUAAGGUCUAUUUGUAUUUAACUAUCUUGCUUCUCAUUUAAAUUAUCUACCAAACUACGCAAAAACCGUUAUUCCUUGCCGCGCCAUAUAAAAGGAAACAGAUUUUGAAAUUUUUAGUCUGUGUCGAAUCGCGGGAGUGAGUUGUCGUGUCUGUGUUUCGAUAAUUUUAAUACUUUUAGUCAGUGUAUUUACGUUGUGUUUUGUUAUUUAUAAGGAUGAAACGAGUAAAAGAAAGCGGUGCGUCAUUUAGAAAGAAAAUAAAGAAAAGGGAGGAAAUACAGAUUAAAAACACUGGAGCACUACUCAAAUACAUCUCUCAUAAGCCAACUUCUAGUUCUUUUAGUAUUGUUGCCUCAAAUACGGGUGAAGAAGCAGCGCUCGAAGGCGAAAAAACAUUAUCCAAUGUUGUUCAAGAGGAAAGACCUGCUUCACACAAUGGCGAAGAAGUAGAAAGUUUAUCAAGUCCUGAUGAAGAAUCUGCUGCACAAAUUAUUCUGUCUGUUUCUAUGAAAGAUAUUGGAUUAUGGCCUAACAAAAUUGACGACAAUACAAGAGUAUUUCUGGUACGUCAAGGUCCCUUUUUAAUUCAAAAUUUAGACGCCGACUUCAGCGAAGGAAUAAAACGUUCUAAUAAUUCAAGCAAAGCCAAAGGUGAAACAAGAAAACUGAGUCGGGACUGGUUUUUUCAAAUUUUGCCUAAUGGCGAAAAGCUCUUAAGAUCGUGGAUGGUAUAUUCACCAUCGAAGAAAAGUAUUUAUUGUUUCUGCUGCAAACUGUUUGAUAAUCUUUGUCAAGCAGGUUUUAGUACGGAAAAUGGUUUUAACAAAUGGUGGAAACUUAAUCCUAAAAUUAGUCAACAUGAGGUUAGUCCGCUGCACAUUCGAUCAUAUUACAAAUGGAAGGAAUUAGAAAUAAGACUUGGAAGUGGAGCAACUAUUGACAAACUACAACAACAGAAUAUUCAUAAAGAAAUAAAAAAAUGGAAGGAAAUUCUAACAAGAAUACUUGAUAUAAUUAGAUUCUUAGCAAAACAAAAUUUGGCAUUUCGAGGACAUCGUGAAAGUGUUCAUCAGGAAAACAUCGAUUUACUGGAAAAUAGAGGAAAUUUUCUCGAGGUUGUUGACUUAUUGGCUAAGUACGACCCAGUAUUACGAGAACAUGUAGUAAAAAUUAAGAUGGGUAAUAAAUAUAGUCUCUCUUAUUUGUCGCCGAAGAUUCAGAACGAAUUCAUAGAGCUAUUGGGAGGCGCAGUCAGAAAAACAAUUAUGGAUCAAAUAAAGCAGGCUAAAUACUUUUGUAUUAUAUUUGAUAGCACUCCUGACAUUUCACACAAAGAUCAAACCAGUCAAAUUAUUAGAUAUGUAGUUAUUGAAGGUAGCGAAGUUAAAGUUGUAGAAUUGUUUAUUGAUUUUGUAGAAACUAAAGGAAAAACUGCUGUUGAAAUCACAGAUAUGAUUUUAACGAAAUUAGAAAAUGACGGUUUAGAUAUAAAAAAUUGCAGAGGACAGGCUUACGAUAAUGCUGCCGUUAUGGCAGGAAAGCACAGCGGUGUUCAAACUCGCAUUAAAGAAAUAAAUCCAAAUGCAGAAUUUGUAGCAUGUACAAAUCAUUCCUUAAACCUGGCAUGUUUGCACGCAGCUUCUACAGCUAUCAAUUCCAUCACAUUUUUUGGAACUAUCGAACAGUUGUUUUCGUUGUUUCCUUCUUCCACUCAUAGAUGGAAUGUUUUACUUUCGGUCACUGGUCAAGGUGUUAAACGUAGUGUAGAAACUCGCUGGAGCGCUAGAGCUGCCGCGGUAACUAUAGUAAAAAAACAUUUUUUUUACAUUUUAAGCGCUUUGGAAAAAUUGACAUCUGAAGAAGAAAAUAGUAAAACGCGAUCAGAUGCUGAAGUAUUACUCAAUUCUAUGCAAUCUUUUUCUUUUCUAUGUUACCUUCAUUUAUGGGAAUCCGUUCUUUUGGAAAUUAAUGACGCUCAAAAAUACCUGCAAAUAAAGGGGUUAAAUGUCCACCAAUGCCAUAUAAAACUAAAUUCUUUGCAAACACAUUUAAUGGAACAAAGAGAUACGCUAGUACAAAACGCUGUUAUAGCUGCCAAAAUAAUUUGUGAAGAGAUGGAAAUAUCGACAGAGCGCCGAGUUAGAAGGAGAAAAAAUAUGAGUGGGGAAAAUUCGCAAGACGUGGGGCUAUCCUUAGAAGAAGAAGUACGAAGAGAAAUGUUUUCAUCUAUGGACAGAAUUAUAAAGGAAAUAAAAGAACGCUUCGAUCAAUUGCAUGGUCUUGUAAGAAAAUAUUGGUGUAUAAUACCGUGUAACCUACUAAAUGAAGAAUUUGAAUGUCAAAUAAAUGAUUUGAUCGACAUUGAUAAAGAACAGUUCCAUAUUGAAAGAAAAAGGAUCCAGGUUUUUAUGGCUGUAUCUACACUAAAAGAAGAGGUAAAACAUUGGAAAAACGGGGAGAAGGGCCCUCUUGACCUGCUAAAAUUUAUUCAGCAGUAUAGGUUGGAAAAUUCUGUUCCCAACAUUGUAAUUUUGUUAAGAAUUUUUUUAACAAUUUCAAUCAGUGUCGCUAGUUGCGAAAGAAGCUUCUCAAAAUUGAAGUUGAUAAAAAAUUAUCUUCGUUCUACAAUGAGUCAAUCAAGACUACAAAAUCUUGCAAUAUUGUCAAUAGAACAAGAAAUUACAAAUAAUAUAAAUUUUGAGAGCAUUAUACACGAUUUUUCUAGUAUGAAAGCUAGAAGAGUAGAUAUUAUAUAAAUAUGUUUACGAGUGCAUACA
Bombyx mori (domestic silkworm) is the source of this 3001-nucleotide messenger RNA. RefSeq lists its product as uncharacterized. The transcript has 2 exons. Lineage: Eukaryota; Metazoa; Arthropoda; Insecta; Lepidoptera; Bombycidae. The record is from RefSeq and is a predicted model, not a curated record. Gene Ontology annotation, molecular function: protein dimerization activity. Bases 440 to 2980 code for a protein of 846 amino acids.